ACAGCUGCUCCGCGAUGAGAAAUAUUGCCUCUGAAGUGGAGGCUUUAAACACAGAAAAUAGUCAUUUGCUUUUAUUACAUUAAAGUAAGCACCGGGCUUACGUAAAGCUUUCGUUUUUGUGUGUUAGUUAGCUGCGGCAGAUUAGAAACAAAAAAAACAAAAGAGCGAGGAUGUUGGUCCCCGCGGGAAGAUAAUGAAGAGGCUGCGCGUUGUGUUGGUGUGCCUCGUUGUAGCUCUCCUGUGCUGGUACCCUAAUCAACAUGUGUAUUGUUCAGAGCAGAACUUAUCUGGCUCAGGUCAGUCUGCCCAGGACGAAAAGCCCGACAGCAACGAACCAGAGCAGGACUCCACACAGGACAAGGUUGCGGAAGAAUGGGCAAAACACACAUCAUACGAUGUAGGAUUAGAGACGGAGAGAGCAGCACGAGAGCAGCUAGCAAACUCGCAACAUGAAGAGACUGUGAAUCAGCAGGAACCCGAGGCGGAAGUGACGACGCCAGAACCAAAUUCAGACGGUGUACCUGUUGUUCCUGAUCUGCAACCUGCCCCAGAAUCCCAGACUGACUUGGACUCGCAGGCUCGCCCCCAGGACCAGGAAGCCCCAGUGCCACCCAGUCCAGAAACAGUUCCAGCACAGAGCCAGGUCUCAGCAGACGCUCCAGCCCCGUCAGAGACCUGUAGUGAUACCCAUGCUGGAUGUCCCAGCCUGAACUCUAACUCAGCAUCGCCUCCGGAUGACGCUGAGAACGUACCUACCUCACAGAGUGCCAGCCCAGCACACACAGGUGCAGUGCGGGUUGCCAGUGCAGGCGAUGAACUCCCAGUAGACAGCUUUGUCUUUGCUGAGCACUCUGAUUCACAGUGCAGGGUCAUUCCCCCCGAACUGGCAACCUGUGAAAACUCCCCUUUUGGCCGCCCUCUCCUCAGUGUGGAUGAGGCUGGUGCAGAAGAAUGGCAAUCAAGCCAGACCCCCAGUUCUGAUCAGGAGGCAGAAGUCCAGCCUACUGCAGGAACAGCAGACCAGGAACCGCUGCAACGACAGGAGCUGGAAGAUGGGCUGUCCCGCUUAGAGCAGGAGGGCAACGCUUCCCAGCACCAUGAAGAGCAGAUUGGGGAGGCUAACGUUGCCAGGGAGACUGGGGAUCCUUCAGUGCCCAGAGAAGAGGACAUCCCCACCUUUGAUGAGUGGAAGAAGCAAGUCAUGGAAGUGGAGAAGGAAAAAAGUCAAACUCUCCAUACCUCAGCCAGCGGCAGCCCUCAUCCGGUGAAGAAGGUCCAGAAGAACUUCAAGAAUAACUACGCCUCUGUAGAGUGUGGUGCCAAGAUACUCUCUGCCAACAAUGAGGCUAAGAGCACAUCAGCUAUUCUUAUGGAAAAUAUGGAUCUGUACAUGCUCAAUCCGUGCAGCAACAAAAUCUGGUUUGUCAUUGAGCUCUGUGAGCCUAUUCAAGUCAAACAGCUGGACAUAGCUAAUUUUGAGCUCUUCUCAUCUACGCCGAAAGAUUUUUUAGUUUCCAUUAGUGACAGAUAUCCGACCAACAAGUGGGUAAAGCUGGGUACUUUCCAUGCACGUGAUGAGCGGAUAGUGCAGAGUUUCCCACUGGAUGAACAGCUUUAUGCGAAAUAUGUGAAGAUGUUCAUCAAGUACAUAAAGGUUGAACUUCUCUCUCACUUUGGAUCCGAACACUUCUGUCCCCUCAGUCUCAUCAGGGUGUUUGGUACCAGCAUGGUGGAGGAGUAUGAGGAGAUAGCAGAUUCUCAGUACCCCUCAGAGAGACUGGAGUACCUGGAUGAAGACUAUGACUACCCCCCUGGUUAUCAGCCAUCGGAGGACAAGGCCUCUAAAAACCUGCUUGGUUCAGCAACCAAUGCAAUCCUGAACAUGGUGAACAACAUUGCUGCUAACGUGCUCGGUGGGAAGCCCGGACCAGAGGGGGGAGCAGAUUUAGGAGGUAAUGCAACUACAGAGAAGAACGAAGAGAAAGGGAGCGCAGAUGUUACGUUGAAAUCAGAGGAACCUUCCCAGGACUCCCCAGUACUGGAGGUUACAAACCCAGAAGAGCCUUUAGCUGAGGAGGUCUUUAAUGUCUCCAGCGACUCUUCGGCAUCAUCCUCUUCGUCAUCCGAGUCCCCUGACAAUAGACAGAUUGUCACUCUGGUGGAGGAUGAGGAGGAAGAGGACGAGCCCAAGCAGUCGACUGUCACUCUGCUGGAGGAAGAGGAAGAGGACAGGAAUGAUGAGAAAAUGGGGAGUGAGCCGGACAGGAACCAAUGGGACAACCAGACAUGCUGUCCUUUCUCCUCCCUCACGUCGCUCUCUCUGUCCUGCGUGGCCACUCUGCCAGAGCUGCUCCAUCGCUGGUGCUCGGCCAGGCUUGCCAAAGAGAGGCUCCGAAGCCUCAAGAGGAGAAAGCUUAACGCUCAAACACACACGCACCCUGCUGUGAACACCCCUGCUGUCACACACACACCUCAGCUGAUUCCUGACCCCACACCGCCUGAAGAAACCCUUCCUCCAGGAGAAAAGACUGCAGAACCCGAGACGGCCGUAAGUGGCCAAAGCGAGGGGAAGCCCUUAGGUGAGGUGCAACAAACCGAUGCAGAUGUCAGCCCUCACACACGUGAUGCACACACUCCAGAGGGCAACAUCCUGCUGGAGCCCAGCAGAACCUCCACCAUCCCCCCACACAGCUUUUCAGACAGCUUCUCCUCGACGCAACCCACACCCUCUCACGAUGAGAAGCUGUUGCCUCCUUUUAACGAUGGAGCGUACGACCCCACACCCACCCCCUCCCUUCCAGCUGCUUCGGUCCCGGAGACGCAGCAGCCCAGCAGUGCCACCCUCAGCCAUUCUGUCAGUCCCACCCCGCAGCCUCAGUCCUCCGAGCUGGCCUCUCCCGUCGUCGUGGUUCCUCCCGUCAAGGAGCCGUCUGUUCAGGCUCUUCCCACCGCAUCGAGGCCGGAUGACUUUAUACCCCCUCCCACCGAGCUCCCACAAACUGACACCCACGGGGACGCAGUUAAAUCAGGGGUAGACGCCGGUGGGGGCACACAGAGACAAAAUGUUCAGGCUCCUCACGUCCACAGAGAGCUGGGGGACUCCCUCUCUCCGUCAGGGGAGGCUAAUCGGGUGGAGGAUGUCGGGGAGGAGGAUCUGCUGAGCACUAAUGGAAACGGCAACAUCCACCGGACAGCCACAGACUUUUAUGCAGAGCUGCAGAACGGGGGGGAUUACGGUGGCGGAGCAGCAAAUGGCAACAGCGUGUUACUGAACGGAGGAGCUGUUCACGGCUCCAGCCAGAAGGAGAGCGUGUUCAUGAGACUGAACAACAGAAUCAAAGCUCUGGAAAUGAACAUGAGCCUGUCCAGCAGAUACCUGGAGGAACUCAGCCAGAGGUACCGUAAACAGAUGGAGGAGAUGCAGAGAGCGUUCAACAAGACCAUCAUCAAACUGCAGAACACCUCCCGCAUUGCUGAGGAGCAGGACCAGAAGCAGACCGAGUCCAUCCAGGUCCUGCAGAACCAGCUGGAAAGCGUCACCAAACUGAUGCUCAAUCUCACAGCUACAGUGAGCCAGCUUCAGAGAGAGGUAUCGGACCGUCAGAGUUAUCUGGUGGUGUCUCUGGUUCUCUGUCUCUUCCUGGGGCUCCUGCUUUGUCUUCAGUGCUGUCGCAGCUCAGCUCCCACCCCCAGCACCAACACCGCUGCCCUCCCCAAGAGCAACCACUACCCCAGCCCCAAGAGAUGCUUCUCCUCCUAUGAUGAUAUGAGCCUGAAGCGGAGGGUGACCUGUCCACUCGUCCGCUCCAAGUCAUUUCAGUUGUCCUCUACAGAAGUAGGUCCCGAUGACUUGUACAUUGUAGAACCUCUAAGGUUUUCUCCAGAGAAAAAGAAAAAGCGCUGCAAGACAAAGUCGCUGGACAAAGUUGAGACCCUGAAGGCAUUCGCUCCCUCCGCACUCCUCACAAACGGAGACAUCAAGUGUAAUGGCUUCCACCCAUGCCUCCCCGUGCCGUUACCACCCCCACCCCCUCCCCCUCCCUUGCCUUCCCUCACUCUCCCCCUGCCACCACCUCUCCCUCCAUCCACAGAGGAAAUCCCACCGUUGCCCAACUGUACCCCCACAGAGUUCCCCUCAGAGACCAGCAGCUGUAGCUCCUCCACCCAUUCGGAGGAGUCGUACACUAACCGCCUCCCCCUUCCCUCCCCUCUCUUCCCCUCAGCGGGGCUCUGCAACGGGCACGGCCUCCCUUUCCCCCUCAGCCAACCUCCGGCCAAGACCCGGCAGGAGAAGCGCUCGGUGAAGCGGCGCAAGUCUCGCCAGACGGAGCUGCAGUUCCCCCACAUGCCAGAGGGGGGCGCCGGCUCUUUGACCAGUCUGCAGCAGCUUAUGAAGGGAAACAAGGAGCUGAGUGUCGGGACCUUUCGGGCGACCGCCGUCACUGGACACGUCUGAAAUCUUAAACUUCACCUACACACGACUUUGUUUUGAUUUUAAGGUAGUAGACACGUGAGAAGAAUUCCUACCACAUCCCAAAGAACCACAUUUCCCAUAAACUCUGGCACACUGUGGAACUUAAGUGGGUAUGGCAGCAUCAGUUCAACAUCAUCUGGCCCUUAUCCACUCCUGUCAAAGACCUGUUUAUGGUUAUGUGCCUUUAUAUCUGUUGUAGACCUUUUAAUUCUUAACACUUCUGAAGUUGAUGUGCAAGCAGAGUCGUUGGUGCGGAGUGACACAAGUACAAAUCACAUCCAUCAGGCAUUUUCUUUCCUCUCCUCUUGAUAAGCACAUUGUCCUCUCACAGUGGAGCACCUUUUUAUUCUUAUUUUUUUUUUUUGUCACCCUCUCUGAGCACAAUGAGAAGAGGCCCCGGCCUCAAGCUCCACAUUUUUUUUCAUCAAGUAUUAGGCCGUUGUUUUGGAUGAAAGUGUCAUUGUGAGUGAACUGUGAAGCACGAAAAGCUCAUUCUCUCUUCUUCGUUUCCUCUCGUCUUGCUGUUUUUCUUUGUAUUUUGCCAUCUCUCAUAUAUGCAUGGGACCACAGUGUUGGAAUUUCCUUGUGCACCUUUCUGAUACGCUCUGUCUCCGUCAGUCUGUUUCAAACCAAACCACAGGGGCCGAAUGAAGAAAAAUAAUUUUGCAUGAUGUGAAGUGGCCUGAACGUGGAUGCCCUUGCAGUUUAUUUUGUCUCAUUUAAUCUCCUAACACGCGUGCAGUAGCAGCAGUCUGCAGAUCCUGCAAGCUCGCAGUGGAUCAUUCCCCCCCCAGACUCAGUUAUUUUGGGCUGGGCCCAAAACUGUGCUGUCAUAUUGGGUAUUGUAAUCCUGAUGAAGAUGAAUGGGCGCGAGGCGAGCUGGAUUCUAUUUGUUUUUUAUCUCCGUCACUGAGCCACGGCCGUCUGUUGCCGCUGCUGGUUUGGUUUAUUUGAAUAAUCCUCACGGCCAGUACGAGGAGACCGCUUCCCGUGGAGGGUUCAGUCUUGCGUAAGAGCACGUUUGGUAGCAGAGCUGUAUGUUUACACUUUUUCUCGUGUCACGCAAGCUUCUGAGACCCUGCAGAGGAGUCUGACAGACCUGUUUUAUUUAUCUAUUUAUUUAUUUAAAUGAUUAUAUAGAGUUUUCUAUCGAGGCACUGGUUUGCCAGUCUUCCAGUCCUGCAGGGUCGCAGCAGUUUGUUCGUGUUUAUUCGUUGUUAUGUAGAAAUAUUACUCAGCGGUACUGACCCACAGUCAUGCUCGACAGCUCAGCCACGGAUUCUUCUUUCUGUCCUGCGUUACAUUUUUUUUUCUUAGAUUGUAUUUUUUAAAUCUUCAAGCCUGAAACGUCGGGCUAAAAUCACCAACAGUCACAUUUCAUAUCCAGCAGAAUAACUGAGUACAGAUUUAAGACAUUGUGCGUGGAUGAGGAUCAUCAUACUGCUGCUUCUGUACGUGCAGAACUGCUGGGGAGCCGUGAACAGUUCCGGACUGAUUGUUCAUUCCCGUCUACUUAUUUGUGCAUCUUCCCCGGAUGAGCCAGCUGAUUUUAAGUCGCCCUGCGUGUUAUUGUGUCUGAACUACAAUAACAUCUAAUUUAAACGCUGCAGGCAGCUGCAGAUGUGAAAGCAGUGUAUUUAUUCUUUGUUUUUAUACAUUUCCUCGUAUGUAUGUGGUUUCUGACUGGCUCCAUGUGGUUGGCGUUGUGUACAUUUUGACGGAGACACAAUUUGCAUAUUCUUCUGUCUUCGCUACGCAGCUCCUCGUGCUCCUGCUGUCGUGCACCACAGUAGUCACCUUGGACCCUUGCUGCACGACUUCCUCUACGACCUGCGAAGAAAACAUGGUGGAGCGAGCCACUCCACCAUGAUUCCUACAUGAAAUACUUUCUCACCGUGCAUGUGUGCUCUUUCCGUGCAUCCUCGUGCUCACGUUACACUCCGUCAGUCUUGUUUUUACUCAUUACUGCUCUUGGACUUCAUGUGCUUGCACCACUUUGGAUGGCUGUGAAGUAUUGUGCAGAGGAAAUGAAUUAUGAUUAAAUAAAGGGAACACGGGAAAGAAUCUGAUAUGGAACACUAUUAAUGUGAUUGUUUAUUCCACAAGGAGAGCAAAUCCUUUUUUCCCCCUUUUUUGAAUGUUGCGUAAACCUGUAUGCAUGUGAGAUUUUUUGUUUGUCUCAUGAGUGUCGCUCAUGACAAAGACUACUUUGAACCUACUUAAACCCAUAACACAGAAAGCGAGGAGGAAGCUCAUUGUGCACUUUGUAUGACUCCUCGUGCCUUUUUGUUUUUCUACUUUACAUGUCAAGUGCUAUCCUUUCUUCACCCCUCCCUUCUUUCCUCUUUGUGAGUACUCUGGAGAGCUGCACAGUAUUUUUGAGCAGGAGUGAGUUACUACAAAAAAGUGUAGUGCCAUUAGAAACUGUGAAUUAUUUCUAAAUAAAAUCUUUUUUUGUUGUUGUUGUCUUUCACUUUGUCUUUGGGUUUUGUCUCGAAACAAUUUCAUUGGUCAGAUAUCUUUUAACCAUUCAGGAUUUUGUCUUUGUCCUAAUAAAAAGAUUAAGUAAAAUUA
Cololabis saira (Pacific saury) is the source of this 7048-nucleotide messenger RNA. RefSeq names its product SUN domain containing ossification factor (gene suco). Lineage: Eukaryota; Metazoa; Chordata; Actinopteri; Beloniformes; Belonidae. The coding region runs from base 194 to 4456 and encodes 1420 amino acids. The record is from RefSeq and is a predicted model, not a curated record. Gene Ontology annotation, cellular component: membrane; cytoplasm. The transcript is spliced from 24 exons. Gene Ontology annotation, biological process: regulation of bone remodeling; protein folding in endoplasmic reticulum.